Molecule: messenger RNA, 1884 nt
Organism: Owenia fusiformis
Lineage: Eukaryota; Metazoa; Annelida; Polychaeta; Sabellida; Oweniidae
Source: the annotation of a GenBank genome assembly
AUUAAACAUCUUGCGCUAUAAGUGACACUUGUAAUGGAAAUCAAUGUAGAAAAUUCAGGAUUAACUAGAUUCAUCCCGUACUUUUAAUGCUGACACUAAACUCGAAGAAACUGGGAGCGUAAAAUACCAAGCUAAGUUGGUUAGGAUCCAAACUUGGACCAUACCAGGCACAGGUUAAAUAUAAUGCCUGCAGAUGACGAGAAUGAAGAAAAACCAAAAGAGAAUAAUUCUGGAAACGCUCGGAGCAUUUUAUCUAACUUUGCCUCCUCGACAACUGCGCAUGGCUGUUCUCAGAUCAAUCAGUCCCAAUCCUCCGUCGCUAAAUGUGUGUGGCUCCUCAUCUUCAUUGGAUGCACCAUCGGGGCGAUCAUUUGUAUCACUGCUCUCCUUCAGAAGUAUUUUGCGUUUCCAACAAAGGAUGUAAUUGUUUUAAAAACAGGGGCCAUCGCGGCACCCUCAAUCAGUGUAUGUAGCCUUAAUCCGAUUCCAUCAUCAUUCAGGACGAGAUUGAGUGGAAUUGCACCAGACAACAAAGUUAAUACAGUUCUGCGAGCAUUGGAUCUAGCGUCGGAGCGUGUCGCGAACACAUCUUUCGGUUUACAUGAGAAGCUGUCAGAAUCAUACCUAAGAUUGAACUCUUACAUAUGGAUCUAUGAAAACGCACCGGGUGAAAACGAAACGUUGCAGUUUGCACAUGAAUUGGACGACCUCGUCGUGUCGUGUAUGUACCAGGGCAUCCCCUGUGACAAGUCAACAGUAAAGAUUUUCACCAACCCUUACUUUUAUAAAUGCUACACAUUCAACGCAAUGGAUUACAAUGAUACAUACAAUGGACCCUUUAUCCAUUCUACCGGUACUAAAAGUGGGAUCAGUAUGUUAUUUUUUCUAGACACACACGACUCAGGGGAGACACUUUAUAACCCGUAUUGUCCCCUUGGAGGCAACACGGGUGUACGUGUGGUAAUACAUCAGCCUGGUACAAUACCAGAUCCCUUCAAUGACGGUUUUGAUGUUGCUCCGGGUUAUUCAACCAAUGUCGGAAUAACGAAAAGGAAACGGGAGCUACUUGGGCGACCCUGGGGAGACUGUGAGAGACGAGAGAAACUCGAUGAUGGGUUGCCGUUCUUAUAUGACAGGCGGUCUUGUAAGCUCCUUUGUCUACAGGCAUUUGUCGCUGAAAGAUGCGGAUGUGUCACAUCUUAUCUACCCAUAUCAGAAAAUAUGAAAAACAUUACUCGAUGCGGCCAAAUGGAUUUGGAAAAUUUUAAUUCUGCGUCUCCUAACUUGACGACUCUAGAACAUGAGUUGGACAGGUUAAGUUGUGAAUUGAAAUCGGUUUACGUCAUACUUGACGAUCAAGAUGAUGUUGACUGUGAUUGCCCACAAAGCUGCGAACGUGAUAUUUAUGACUACACACUGUCCCAGUCCGAGUGGCCCUCCGGAGGUGUUCAAUUACAUUUUUACCGACAUAUUGCCCACCUAAAAGGAGAGGCCUAUUUCAACUCUUCUAUGUAUCACCUUUUGGAUGACAAAGUAAACACAAACGACAGCAUGGUUAACAUGAAGAACCAGAGAAUGAUCCAACAGAACUUUUUACGCGUCAAUACAUUUUUCACUUCAAUGGACACAGAAAUUGUUAAACAGGUUGAGGAAUAUCCAUUUACUGAUAUGAUAUCAGGUGUGGGUGGAGGGUUUGGUGUCUACGUAGGUUUCUCCAUUGUCACUAUGUGUGAGUUUUGUGUGCUGUUUGUGCAUCUCCUACGAGCGAUGAUAAUGGACAGAGAGAAGCGCAAAGUUAAGUCAGCUGAAUUACAUUCGAGUAAGGUAAUUCCAACAAAAACGGCAUGGUGAAACAAUAAAUGUCGCUGAUUAUAUACCCCUAAA